AUUUGUGUAUCUUCCUUGCAAUACACACUAUUUAACUGAAUACUCAAAUAGUUUGUUUCGACUUGAGUGUUUAUACAGACUCCAGUGCAAACUUCACAAUCUGCCGUGGCGGAGGAGUGACAUCAGUCUUAUCACUGGGCGGCUAAUGUCCUAAUUGAAUCAGAUGUGUUGGGGUGGGGAGAUGUUUGGAGAUAUUUAAGGUAGCCUCUCGUUUUCCUUGAUACUAUCUUCAGAUCUGUGCAGAUGAUGCAUGAAGAGAGGGAAGACUAAAAGCACUGGCAUAAUACCAUUAGUUUGUACAGACGCAUCCCCAGAAAGGACGAUAUCAACACAUUUUACUGGAUAAGAGAAGGUUGCAACAAGUAAUUGUUUUUUAGAUGAUCAUUUAUCUAGACUAACUAGAUAACGAGAAGACAAAGGUUGUGAGGAGCUGGGAAAGCAGUCAAAUCAAAAGGAAAACAGGAUAGUGUCUGUUUGGAGAGAGACAAAAAAAACAAGUGAUGUCGCAGCUUCUAUGCCAUCUGCUUUUACUAUGUCUGGUACCAUCUGUGGUUCCUCUGUUUUGCUUCACCUGUGUCUUCCCUGCCAUCUCCCCACUGGACUGUAUCAAGUUCCCUCAGAAGUGUCCUCCAGGUCAGCAAUGUCUGUCCAGCAAAGCUGUGGGGAAGCGCGGAGAGUUCAGUGUGACGCUGUAUGAGAAGAGCUGUGUCCUCUCCGCCCUGUGUGGCCUGACUGGUGAGAAGUACGCCAUGGGCCUCAAUUUCACCUUUACCAAUGACUGCUGUUCCACCCACCUGUGUAAUGGAGCUGCAGCCCCCUCUGCCCUCUACUGGAUUGGCUCUGCUCUUUCUCUCCUCUCGUUCACUCUCUCACUGUGAUUUACCCACCUUUAAAGAUAAUGCUACUGUUGCUAAAUUCAUAAGGAAAACAUGACCACAUUCAGAUGCCUAGCAUUGGUCGAAACCUUUCAGAUAUAAAUGUGAUGAACAGAGCUGGCAUGAUUCCUUGUUGUAAUUGUUGGAGGCAUGUUUGUUAUAAUGUACAUAGAAAUACGCUAUCUGUCAGUUCCAAAACUUUCUAUCAGUUCCAAAACGUUGUAUUCUGCUGAACGUGGCCCAGGUGUUUAACACAGUAAAUGUGUGCUUUCUGUACAUGAAAUAUGGACAGCUGAGAUCAUUUCCAUUGAACUGACCAUUUCUUAGAGAUGAGCAAAGUACACACAUGGUUUUCCUCAAGUAAUAUAAAAUAAUGUGCUUAACACUUUUACAUCUAGGCAUAAUAGCAUUAACAAUAUCCCACCUUUUUAUCUGUCAUCAAAGUUGAAAAUGAGAGCUAACAACGCAAA
Molecule: messenger RNA, 1345 nt
Organism: Oncorhynchus masou masou (cherry salmon)
Lineage: Eukaryota; Metazoa; Chordata; Actinopteri; Salmoniformes; Salmonidae
Gene: lypc
Product: ly6 domain containing, pigment cell
Exons: 3
Coding region: 501-878 (125 amino acids)
Biological process (GO): sperm-egg recognition
Cellular component (GO): membrane
Source: RefSeq, a predicted model, not a curated record